AUGAUGGCCUCACUCACACUCACACCCGACUCUCGCAUGCAGCGAAGAGAUUCAUCAGACCGAAGCGCCAGCAAGAGAAGACCAAGACUGCUCCGCGCCACUGCUACCGAACCCUCCAUCACCACCUCCAACGCCAGCCGAAAUGCCCUCUGCAGCCAGUCAAACCGAGCGACCGACCUCCUGACCCGUGCCUUCGUUUCUGGCUCUCCUCCGGGAUCUUCUUCACCAAUCUCUGUCCGGCCAUCCAUGUUCGACAGUGUCGACCGUCAGCAAGAGCUAUCCGUCUCGCCUGUCAGUCAGCCCGACUCGUAUGAUGAGCGUCCUUUCUCGGGACGGUACUUCAGCUUCCCCAGCUUCGAUGACUAUGAGGGUAGCCAGCAAGACGACAAGGAGUCCGAGAUCAAGUCCCCUUGA
This is a messenger RNA of Podospora anserina S mat+, 414 nucleotides long. RefSeq lists its product as uncharacterized. The transcript has 2 exons. The coding region runs from base 1 to 414 and encodes 137 amino acids. Lineage: Eukaryota; Fungi; Ascomycota; Sordariomycetes; Sordariales; Podosporaceae. The record is from RefSeq and is a predicted model, not a curated record.